Molecule: messenger RNA, 1279 nt
Organism: Salvelinus sp. IW2-2015
Lineage: Eukaryota; Metazoa; Chordata; Actinopteri; Salmoniformes; Salmonidae
Product: torsin-1A-interacting protein 2
Biological process (GO): membrane organization
Cellular component (GO): membrane
Molecular function (GO): ATPase activator activity
Source: RefSeq, a predicted model, not a curated record
UGGAGGCCCUGUUCCCCGGGCAGCGCUCUGAGCUGUGGAGGAGGAGCAGGAUCCACCUGGAGAGGCACCUCCAGACGGCCCGGCCCACGGAGCCAGUCAGCCUGAUGCUGACAGCAGGCCGCAGGGGGGAGAAGACGCUGCACUGCCUUGCCCUGCGUCUGGCCUCCGCCUUCUCCUCUGCCCUCAACGCCUCCUCCAUCCACAUCGACGGGGCCAGCAUGGCUGGCCAGGACAGCGACCAGGUCAAGCUGGACAUCGACACCCAGCUGGGGCGAGCCUUCGAGGGAAACAAUUCCGUAGCCGUCAUCCACCGCUUUGAGGAGCUGCCCCCGGGUUCCACRAUCAUAUUCUACCGCUACUGUGACCACGAGAAUGCAGCCUACAAGGAGGCCUUGCUCAUCUUCACCGUGCUGCUGGGGGGUGAGGAGGAGCUGCCGGCCAGCCUGGGACUGAGUGCCGUGGAGGAGAUGGUGGAUGACCACCUGCAGGACAAGUUCCUUUCCUCUGACCAGCCGGCCGCCUUUGACUUGAUGGACUUGGACAAGUUCAGUGGUCUGUGGAGCCGCAUCUCUCACCUGGUCCUGCCAGUGGCAGCAGAGGAGAGGAUAGAGCAGGGGGACUGUGUGUAAAACCUCCCUGUCUAUUUUUACUGUUUCACCUUCUACUAGCCUGGUUCCAGAUCAGUUUGUGCUGUUUUGUUUUGGUAAUCAUAAUUCCAUAGGGAGUUGACCAGAGAGCAGGAAGACUGGCACCCAGGCUAAUCUUCUGAUACUCCAAUCACUGAACUAUCUGACACUUCUGUCCUCACAUCCUUCAUAACAUUGCUAUUAUUAUCAUCAUCAGUUGUGAUGUUKUAAUGAUGGUCACAGCACACAGGGACAUGAAUAGCAAUGGUUGACCACUUGCCACUUUAUAAGUUUAUAAGUCUACUACAAAAGGCGGAGCCAAGAAAGAAAAAUACACCGAGAGAGACAUUGCAGUAAUGUAGUAAUUAGUGAUCUGGAAGACACUGCAGGGUGUGUAUUGUAUGUACAGCAUGUAUGAGAUUGGGUUAAUGAGGGAUAUGUGAUUAUUAUGAGUCUGUUUACUCUCAUAUUUUAAUUAUCCUAUAUAUGUCUAUUGAAGAGCAGCCUUCUGGAGUGUGUGUGUGUGUUUGUGUGUUGAUGUUGUAACCAGGGGUUUACCUUGUCAGGAUUACCCAGAUUGCCUCACCUGUCAAGGACUUUGACGAGGACAAAGAUAUCAAAUAAAACAAUGUGCCUUAAAUGGAAAUAAUUAA